Messenger RNA from Fonsecaea erecta, 2715 nucleotides. RefSeq lists its product as hypothetical. Bases 1 to 2715 code for a protein of 904 amino acids. NCBI's taxonomy places the organism in Eukaryota, Fungi, Ascomycota, Eurotiomycetes, Chaetothyriales, Herpotrichiellaceae. The transcript has 4 exons. The record is from RefSeq and is a predicted model, not a curated record.
AUGUCCUCGAGACCUAUCACUCCUGUUUCACCGGUUCAAAGCGCUCACCCUGAUGCUUCGAUACAUUCCGCGCGAGCACCGAGUGCUAGACUAUCUUAUCGGCCCGUAUCCUAUGCUGGUACCCAGCACACUGAGACCGUGUCGCAUCCAAACCACUCUCAAGCCGCUUUACUGCAGGACCAAUCCACCGUAUCGCAAGCCGCCGACCUCCAUGAUGAAGUCGUCCACCAAAACCAGGACUCCCCAGAGCUCCCUCGGACCAACUCGCACAUGUCAGGAUCGCAGACGCUGCUACCAUCGAGAGGCGGGACACUGAAGAAGAAGGCCUCCCUUCACAAGAGCGCAAGUCUGAAGAGGACUGCGAGCAAAAGAAGCAGCUAUGCUGGCUCUGUGCGAAGCAUGCCACUGGCCGAAAAGGAGAAGUAUGGCGAAACCGAAGAGAGCAAUAGUGUUUUCUACUGCCCGGUCCCGACAACCGGAAAUCCAACAGAACUUCUCGCAGCGCGCUUCCAAGCAUGGCGGAAAGUCCUCAAGGAUUUGAUCAAUUACUUCCGCGAGUUGCACAAGACGUAUGAGAUGCGGUCCAAGGCGCUCAUGUCGACCUCCAACGUCAUCAACAACACCACCAUCCCUUCCAAUUUCUUGACGUCUGGUGGUUUGGGCGACGCCGCAUAUAUCCUUCGAGAUUUCCACAAACAAGGACUGAACGAAGCCAACAAGGCUCGGGAUCUCGAAAAUGAAGUCAUUAUUCAACUCACGGGUCUGCGUAGUGAUCUCCAACAGAAGAUCAAAGAGAUCAAAAGCUUGUCUGGUGAUUUUAAGAAUUCAGUAGACAAGGAAAAGGAGGCGACCAAAAGGGCCGUCCAGUCUCUCCAGGAGUCGCUCGGCAUGGUUGAUCACGACGCAACAUCUACCGGAGGGAAAGGGGAUCCUUUUCUGGUCAAGAUGGCUGUCGACAAGCAGAUUGAGAAACAGAUCGAUGAAGAGAACUAUUUGCAUCGGGCCUACCUCAACCUCGAAGCCUCUGGCCGAGAGCUCGAGUCUAUCGUGGUUGGCGAAAUCCAGAAAGCGUACAACGUGCUUGCUGGUAUCCUGCGCCGCGAGGCCGACGACGCCUAUGAUACCGCCGAGAAGCUCAAGGACGGACCGCUGUCGAUGGCCAAGGACCAUGAAUGGGACGAAUUCACCAGGAAUAACAAUCAAAUGGUGGACCCAAGGAUCCCGGUUCGACAAGUCUCUCACAUUAUCUAUCCGGGAAAAGACCACCCCGCAGCUAUAGAAGUGAGGAGCGGGAUGCUCGAGCGGAAGAGCAAAUAUUUGAAGAACUACACCCCAGGAUGGUACGUGUUGUCUCCGACACAUCUGCACGAAUUCAAGUCGGCAGACCGGAUCGCAUUCCAGUCGCCUGUCAUGUCAUUGUACUUGCCUGAGCAGAAAUUGGGCUCUCAUUCCGAGCGCGACUCUUCGUCUCAUAAAUUCAUGCUCAAGGGUCGACAGACCGGCUCGAUGCACCGAGGGCACGCGUGGGUGUUUCGAGCCGAAUCCCACGAAACGAUGUUGGCAUGGUUCAAUGACAUCAAGGAGCUUACUGAAAAGCGAGGCGAGGAGCGCAACGAGUUUGUCCGCAGAACGCACGCUCGAUCGCUGUCUGGCAAUAGCGUCAAGCCGGCGAGCAUUAUCAGCUCGGAGGGCGAAAUGGAAGACGAUGAGGCGGAUCGCGUUGCGUUUUCCGGUGAACAGUCCGUGCGAGGAACGUCUGCUGAUGGAGCUGGGGCGGCUGCAGCUGCGGCUGCCGCCAGCGCCGGUGGACUCGGUGUGGUUGCGUUGAACGACAUCGAGGACAACAGGUCUGAAGCCGGGUGGCGUCCUCCACAACGACCAGCACCAGGUGGGCGAUUUCCAUCUGAUCUCAACGUACAGCGCGGCUUACAGGCUCCGCUGUCCCCUUCUAGUGGAGAGAGUUCUGACCCAGACCGUGAUGUGAUAGCAGCAGCAGGAGCUCUGCCGGGCAGCGGAGUACCUUUCGCCAAUACGACGGAGAAGCACACGGAUCUUCAACCGGACGCUCACCUCCCUGAAGAACCGACUUCACAGAUGAACACGACCAGCCAGUAUACACCAGGUCACCAUCCGAAUUUGUUCCCCAGCCAUCAACCUCCUCCCGGCUCCCGUGAUGGCGCGAGUCAAUACGGUGAAUGGAUGGCACCGAUCGCUGCAGGCACGGGAGGCGCGGUGUUGGCCGCCGGCGCCAUGCAUCAUCACCACGAGCAUCUGCAGGAGAAGCAAGCUGAGACCACUGCCCAACGACUAGACGGCGAAUCAGCCAUACCGCACUAUGGGGAAUCUUCUGCUCCUAUCCCCGUAGCCACUGCGGCGCCUGUCGACGCGCCGUCUGGGCCGCGGGCAAUGAGCGAAACAACGACAGCGCCCAGCUCGGCGGUUGCGAACACCGUAUCCUCGGGGACAGAGGGAACUUUGUCAACCGUGCCUACAAGCAGCGGUCAUGGCGCGGCGACGGACACCAUGUUUGACGCCAAUGGUGUGUAUGCGGGGCCCAGAAGCUCCAAAACUGCGCCGACGGACUACGUGGUCAAGCCGGCGCCGGCCUAUAGCAAUGAGAAGAGCACCAGAGACUUCCAUGUGCCAGGAGAGUUCCCUGCGACCCCAGCUCUCAAUGACGACACAAGGAUCUACCACGACGUGGUCCAACAUUAG